Molecule: messenger RNA, 3300 nt
Organism: Neolamprologus brichardi
Lineage: Eukaryota; Metazoa; Chordata; Actinopteri; Cichliformes; Cichlidae
Source: RefSeq, a predicted model, not a curated record
CGCUGCCCUCAGCGGCUCCACCGGGACCGUCGCUCACCGCGAGGCGCUGCACUUUCUUAGUCAGCUCCGGAGCGUGAGCCCCGUCCAGGCUGUCCACUUUCUCUCCCCCUUUGAAAAAAAGGAAAGUGGGGACGGAGGAAAUUUCAUACUUCUCCGACACCUCCGGGACCGCUUCCGCCUCCAGCUUCACGAACGUAGUGUGCGCAUGUUCUUUGGCUAGUUCGGCCAUCACCUCGUUCAUUUGGCCACACUGAGGAGCCCACGCCGCUUGGAAAUGCACCACGGUCAGGCAUUUUCCAGCUUUGGCUAAGAAAUCUUCAAACUGCUGUUGGGUAGUCGCCUCCACGAGAUUCGCCAUUUUUCUUUCCUUUCACCCUCUGCACGCGUAGUGGUUCCGGUGCCGCCUAGACGUCAUAUCCGCGUAGCCUGGCAGUUUCUGGCAAGUACCAGAGAAGCUACAGGGAAGUCGUUUGCAUGCUAGCUGAUGAUAAGAAAACAGCUGCAUACACUGGAUACGUCGAGAGGAUAGUAACUUUUAAGGAACACAAUGGAAGAACAAACUGCUGACAUAGAGGUGACGGUGAAAACAUUAGACUCCCAGAGCAGAACCUACACUGUUGGUGCUCAGCUGACGGUGAAAGAGUUCAAGGAGCACAUUGCCCCAUCAGUGGGUAUACCAGUGGAUAAACAGAGGCUGAUCUACCAGGGCAGAGUGCUGCAGGACGAAAGGACUCUGACAGACUACAAUGUGGGUGGAAAAGUGAUCCACCUGGUGGAGCGAGCGCCCCCUCCACCCUCACAGCCCGGCUCAGGGUCAGGAGGCUCUUCGGCUGAGAGUGGGCCAUCUUCUUCCUCCCAGGGAACAUCGCAAGUGCCUCCACACGAUCGCAACGCUAACAGCUACGUAAUGCUUGGCACAUUCAACCUCCCUGUCAACAUCAUGGAUCCCCAGCAAAUACAGAUGUCAGUCCAGCAAAUGGUGUCCAGCAUGGGAGAGAAUGCCAGGAAUGCCAGAGUCACAACCAGCACUGGGAGCAAUGGGUCUGUGAAUGUGCACAUCGAUAUGGACCAGCCAGUGCAGAGUGAGCCGAGGCUGAGGCUGGUCUUAGCUGAGAACCUGCUGAGGGACAUCAAUGAUGUCAUCCAACGAAUGGAGGGUCGACCAACUGACUCGUCCUCUCAAACAGAGACAACCGAUGCUGCUGCUGCCGCUGCUCCCCCUCCUCCAUCAUCUUCCUCCACCACCUCUACUCCUUCUCCCUCUGCUCAGCCAAUGGACACCUCCCCACCUCCAACAACUCCCCCACCUCCGCCCUCCUCUUCAGCUCAAUCUGAGGGACCAACACCGCAACCUGGACCCAAUCAUCCCAGCCCGGCUGAACUGGCAGAGAUGCUGUCUGAGCUGCGGAGGGUUGAGGAGAGACUGCAACCAUUCAUCCAGAGAGCUCACACCAUCCUCGAGACGAUUUCAACAAGAUUGGUUUCUUUUCUGCUACAGGAGAGAGAGGAGGACCAGCGAACACUCGCCCUGACGUGGGAGUGUCUGCGUCUCCUUGGUAACACUCUAGUAGCUCUCAGCGACCUGCGAUUGAACCUAAUGAGUCCCGUCCCCCGUCACCUGCAUGUAGUCCGGCCAUUUUCUCAUUACACCAACCCGGUGUCCCUUCCUGGAGCUAUGCACCACCACAUCCCAGUGCAAUUAGGCGCCCUCCCUCCUGAUUUUAUGAGGAAUCUCAUGCAACAAAUCAGCCAAUAUGCUGCUGCCGUAGCGACCAGCGCCGCCACCGCAGCUUCCACCGGCCAACCAACCCCACCGCAGCCUACCCCUCCCAGCUCCACAGCCAGCUCCUCUGCCACGACCACUUGCCCUAAUACACCCAGCACCACUCCUACCGCUCCCCCGCCACCACCCAGUACUGGCCCCCAACCCCAGGCACGGGUUGUCUUCACCCGACCCCCGUUUGCACCCAACAUGCCCCCUCCUGCCUUUGGUACCCGGGGAACCACCAUAAAUGUGAGGACUGCCAUGCCAGGCCAGCAGCCGGGACAGGCUUUCAACCCCGCUGCUCUCAACCAGAUGAUUAGUGGACUGGUUGGACAGCUGCUGCUCCCUGGACAAAUGGCUGGUCAAACGGUCACAUCCUCUUCUUCCUCUACAUCCACACCCACCUCUUCUGCCUCCCAGCCCAUCUUUUCUCCACCCCCUCCUCCCCCUGGUACCACUCCAGCACCCGGGGCAAGGCCCAACCCAACACCUAAUCCUGGCGCAGCAGCAGCUGAAGCCCUCGACCCGGAGCUGUUCACGGGCAUCGUUCGCGGUGUCCUCAGUACCAUGAUGGGUUCUCUGGGCCAAGGUCAGAACGACACGGAGAGCAUCGCCCAGUUCAUGCAGAGGCUGUCGCAUAACUUUGUUUUGUUCCAGCGGAGGAUGUCAAGUGACAUCAGCCCCAGUCUGGUUAACUGGAUGACCAGCAUGAUGACGAUGAGACUGCAGGUGAUUCUGGAGCACAUCCCUAUCACACAGGAGCAGAUCCAGAGCUACAUAGUUCACACACAGGUAACGCAGCAGACACAAACACACACACACACGCAUGCAUGUUAAAUUUCUAAUUCUCAAAAUAAAAUUGGACGUGAUGGUAAUACAAGGAAAGCAAAUCCCCCUGCCUCACCUGCAUGAUGCAGCCGCUCAAGCUUCAGGCUGUUUUUGUAGUGUGUGUUUAGAGUUGUGUAACUGUAAAUCUGUAAAUAAUUUUUUGUGACUCACAGCAAACAAAAACCUGCAGUUACAGAUAAAUCUUUGCACGUUGCGACAUAUGUGUGCAGAUCAGUACAAAUUUCAUGUAAGAAGACAGCCUGACUGAGCUAUUACCAAACACGAUAUGAAAGAUGGACACGGACACUGUGGUCAUUGUGAAGUCAUUGUGUAGAAGCCUCAAGCAGAGCAUCUGCUGCUGUGUGUGUGACAAGCGAGGAGUGUAUCUGAUACAUAAACCGCACACCUGCACAGUAGCAGCUCAUCACCCUCGUCUUUAACUUUCAUUUGGACUGUACAAAGUGAUCAUCAUGUUGUAAUAGAACCAUGAAGUCAUCAGAGGUCAUAGACUUCACUGGAUGCUCGCCCGCCCCCUGCUGGCCAUGAGAAACAGUGCAGGCUUACUAAGAUAAUUAAUGGCCUUUAACAUCAAAAACAUAACCAUCUAAGUACAACAUGAAACAAAACUGUGCAGCUAAAUAGUUAAAAUAACUUAAAAUCUUUUUAAGAGACUCUUCUGAUAUUAAUAAAAUCUUUCCAAGUGACAU